AUGAGUGCGGCGGUGCAAGACCCGUCGUCUAAAGCGGUAGAGACGAUCAUCAAAAACUUUGUCGGCCGCACUAGUAUCGUUCAUAUACCCGAUGGCCGCGCGUUCCGCGGAGUUUUUAUCUGUGUUGAUUCCGGCAAGAACAUCAUCCUGGCUGACACAGACGAAACCAGGCUCACACCAGAGGGGCGCACAACGAUUCGGAAUGUCGGCAUGGUAAUGAUCCCGGGAGAAUACGUGGUCAAGGUUGAGGUGCAGCACGAUGCGCUGUUGCCCGACCACUCGACAGCUGAUCAUUCACUAGCUCAAGGUGGGUGGCCGGACGAUGAUUCGAUGUACAUAUGA
Messenger RNA from Mycosarcoma maydis (corn smut), 342 nucleotides. RefSeq lists its product as uncharacterized. Gene Ontology annotation, cellular component: NatC complex. The coding region runs from base 1 to 342 and encodes 113 amino acids. Lineage: Eukaryota; Fungi; Basidiomycota; Ustilaginomycetes; Ustilaginales. The transcript has a single exon. The record is from RefSeq and is a predicted model, not a curated record.